GAAGUCAGCGGGAGAAAUCCCACGUGUCACUUCCUCUGGGAGCUGCAGAGGGCGGAGCUAGAAUGUCACAAUCAGCUGGAGAAGCAAUCACUAGAGACUCCCGGUAGACACGCACACAUGCACACACCUACACACAAACACACACACACACACACACACACAGUCACACACAAACAAACCUGACCCAUUUCCCAUAGAUGCUCAGCAACACACAGACAGGAUUCAUCUAAUUCUUCUGACUGUAGACAAAACAACAUACUCAGCUAACAAUUCUAGAGAGAGAGAACGUUUUUGUAAUGUUCCCCUAAUGUUUGAGUGUCCAGUUUUCUGUUAGUUAGGGGAACAUUCUACUAUGUUAGCAAAAACCUUCUGAGAACGUUUUUAAAAAAGUUAGGAGAACAUUCCCUUAAUGUCAAACAGAACUUAUGUACACACACACACAUCUACACACACACACACACACACACACACAUCUACACACACACACACACACACACACACACACACACACACACACACACACACACACACACACACACACACACACACACACACACACACACACACACAAGUCAGACAUGCAUGAGUGUUUGUGAGUGUGUGUUCACUUCCUGAAUGUGUGUGUGUGUGUGUGUAUGUGUGUGUGUGUGUGUGUACGUGUGUGUGUGUGUGUACGUGUGUGUGUAGGCUGUGGUGGUCUAUGGGACAACAUCUCAUGUUGGGCCCCAGCAGCAGUAGGGGAGGAGGUGACUCUCUCCUGCCCCCCUGCUCUCACACACCUCUUCGGACGACACGGUAAGCACACAUCCAUCCCUCCAUACCUCCAUAAUUCCAUCAACCAUACUGUACAUCCUCCUUAUAUUCAUGUUUGUUCUCUCUGUUAGGUGCCUUCAGUAGGAACUGUACAGAGGCUGGCUGGUCUGACGUCUACCCAAGCAUCAGCACCGUCUGCUGGUCCAGCGACACCAAACCUAACAAG
Messenger RNA from Coregonus sp. 'balchen', 979 nucleotides. The record is from the annotation of a GenBank genome assembly. Lineage: Eukaryota; Metazoa; Chordata; Actinopteri; Salmoniformes; Salmonidae.